AUGAAAAAAUCUCUUCCCCGGGGAAGUCGUUAUGAAGAGCAAAUGACUAGCUUUGAAGGUGUUGAUUUCACAGCUGUAAGUUGGAAGGACAAUAAACCGAUCACUUUCCUAUCUUCAUAUGUUGAUGCAGAACCUGCUUCUCUAGUAGAAAGAUUUGACAAAGUUAAUAAGACCAGGAUCAAGAUUACACACCCACGUGUAAUAAAAGAGCAUAAUGCCCAUAUGGGCGGGGUGGAUCUUCUGGAUAGCUUCAUUGGUAGGUAUCGUAUAUCAAUGAAAAGCCGUAAGUGGUACCUCCGUACAUUUUACCAUCUGUUAGAUAUGACAAUAAUAAAUUCCUGGCUUGUUUAUAAAGACUUGAAAGGUACUGAAGCAACUUCAUCAGUUCUGAAUUUGUGUCAAUAUAGACUGGAACUAGCUGAGGUUCUAGCUAAUAUAAAUAAUGCAUCUGAACAAACAAACGAGGAAGGCCCAGCACCAGUAACAGCGUUGAAAUGGCAAUACAAGCCAAGAAAAGUAGAGGACCAGGUCCACCUAAAGAUAUCAGGACAGAUAGUGUUGGUCUCUGGCCUGAUGAUUGCGCCCGCAGUAGAUGUAAAAUGCCUGGGUGCAAGGGAUGUACACAAACAAAGUGUGAGAAGUGUGGAGUAA
Molecule: messenger RNA, 651 nt
Organism: Parnassius apollo (apollo)
Lineage: Eukaryota; Metazoa; Arthropoda; Insecta; Lepidoptera; Papilionidae
Source: the annotation of a GenBank genome assembly